Molecule: messenger RNA, 1630 nt
Organism: Mercenaria mercenaria
Lineage: Eukaryota; Metazoa; Mollusca; Bivalvia; Venerida; Veneridae
Product: tumor necrosis factor ligand superfamily member 15-like
Exons: 2
Coding region: 159-674 (171 amino acids)
Biological process (GO): immune response
Cellular component (GO): membrane
Molecular function (GO): tumor necrosis factor receptor binding
Source: RefSeq, a predicted model, not a curated record
UCACUAACUCCACACCGAUGUACGUUCAAAGUUAAAUUCUUUCAUGCGACGAAGCCGACCAGCAGGAUAACGGACGGGCGACAGGUGUUUCUACCCAGGUACCAGCCUGUGCCUUAAAUAAUAAUUGGUGAAAAAAAGACGAAAACAGGGACCGCUUAAUGGCUAUUUAUGACAAAUACUUCUGGGAAAGAAAGCCUGCCGCCAAGUUAACUGGAAUGAAACAACCAAAACCAAGACUAAGUGAUAAUAACGCUGAAAUGACACCAAUACGAGUUUGGCAACAGAGAAGUGAUACAUUUGGUUUCCUACAGUAUGGAGUUAGAUACAGAAAUGGGCGUCUCGUCAUUCCUAUUUCUGGCACAUAUUUCAUAUAUUGUUAUGUAGAUUUUUUUGAACUAUGCGAUCCGUCCACCGGUAAACCAAAUGUUAAGAAUGCAAGCAUACCAAUUAAACACGGUAUCUUUAAAUUUAAUAUCUUGGAUGCAGAGGAGUCUGAAUUAGUUUCGAAAGUUCAGCCCCACACUAUUUCUAGCAAUCGAUACUUCAAUGUGUACAGCAGUUACGUAUCGACACAUGCUGAAUUAAAAGCUGGAGACGAAAUAUCUGUGAAAGUAUCAAAUAUUACUUAUUUGAAAUAUACAGAAAAUAAUUUUUUUGGCUUGAAUCUUAUUUAGACCUCCUCUAUAUUGAAGGAGUCUUCGCUCGCGGUGGAGGGGAAGUGAUAGAAACCUUUCAUUUGUUCUUGAUAUUCCUUUCAAAUACAAAAAGUGGUGGUUCCCUGACAAAGCUCAUACGAAUUGCAUUUUUGAGAGAGAAUGCUUAUUUAAAAAUAUUGCACUCAUAGAUGUGCAACAGAAAUAGGAUGUAAACAACAAGAAAGGUCCAUAUUAUUAAGCGAAAGGGCACCUGUGGUCAUGGUUACCGAUUUUGGAUAAGUUCAGAUGAAUUUAUGGGAUUUAAUUUUCACACAUUCACACUUUUGUUCAUUUAUAUAGGUGUAGGCCGAUUGCAAACUUAACAGCACACAUAUAUUGUAGCAAAAAUAGAUGUCAUUUAGUUCAUUACCAUUACUCGUACAGUAAAUGACUUUGUAUUGUGCAGAAAUAUUUACAGAUAUUACGUAAUUGCUAGUGUUAGAAAGUGAGAAAUGCAUGCUUAAUUUGGAAAGCUGUUUUUAGCAGCAUUUUUUAAGCAUAUCCACAUAUAAUAUGACAGAAAAGCUAUACAUGUCUUACUGUUUAUAGGGUUAUUUGGCCCACUGAAACUAUAUUUGUACGUUUAAAGUAUGUCUUAUUUUAUUCAUUCGUUUAUUGUUUAUUAAAAGCUAAAACUAUUUCUUGUUUAAUCCGACUUAUACGCAUGCACGAUUUUUAUGAUGUUUUGUAUACACGUUCUCAUACGCCAUUCAGUGUGAACUGUUUUGUUGUCUGCAGAUAAGCACUCACAAUGAUUAAAGACUACGUCACAUGAUAACAAGUGGCGGAUAUGUCACGUGAUUGACUAGUUAUUAAUGCCAGUUUGUUCAUGUUUGUGUAAUAAAAAGCAUUUUGAAAAAGUAUAAAUAUGCCAUUCUUAAUCACUCUUGUGAAAAUAGCUGACACAAAAAUGAAAAAUAAAUAUAUAUGUUUAA